Messenger RNA from Anarrhichthys ocellatus (wolf-eel), 2391 nucleotides. Its product is annotated as dentin sialophosphoprotein-like. NCBI's taxonomy places the organism in Eukaryota, Metazoa, Chordata, Actinopteri, Perciformes, Anarhichadidae. The coding region runs from base 1 to 2079 and encodes 692 amino acids. The record is from RefSeq and is a predicted model, not a curated record. The transcript has 21 exons.
AUGGAGUCCCCCCUGCUCAAAGCUCCAGUUGGAGCAGGCGCUGCAUGUGUGCAGCAGCCAGCGGCCGUCUCUCCUGGUGGUUUGCAGCCCCUUGCUGAGGUAGUGGAGCCUGAAGACCUGGACAAGGUGGAGGGAAACAAGAGCCAACCUGGACAGUCUGCAGGAGAAAAAGAUGGAAAGGAUUCCAGCUCAUCAUCUUCCUCCUCCAGUAGCUCUUCAGAGAGUGACAGCGAGGAUGACAAGAAGAAGAAAAAGAAGAGGAAGAAGAUCGAAGAAGGAGAGAACGUCUGGUACGACACUGUCAUCAUAUCGAGUCCUGGUGGCCACAUGGAGCAGCAGUGUGCAGACGGUAUGAAGAUAAGCAAGAAUUUCAACUCGUCAGAUGACGAGGAUGACAAGAAGAAAGAGAAAAAGAAGAAGAAGAAGAAGGACAAGAAGACAAAGAAGAAGAAAAAGAAGAAGGAUUCGUCCUCAUCUGACAGUUCAUCCUCUGACAGUGAGGAUGAAAAGAAGAAGAAGAAGAAAAAGAAGAAGAAGAAGAAGAAGAAGGACUCCAGCUCCUCUUCCUCAGAUAGCUCUUCAUCGUCCUCCUCUGACAGCGAGGAUGACAAGAAGAAAAAGAAGAAAAAGGACAAGAAGAAGAAGAAAAAGAAAGACAAGAAAAAGGAUUCCAGCUCCUCAUCUUCAUCCUCAUCUUCUGACAGUCAGGGGAUGAAGAGCAGAAUGAGCUCUGCAGUGUUACUGCUCUUUCAGCUGCCGGAUUCUGGCUCAUCCUCAGACAGUGAUGAUGACAAGAAGAAGAAGAAGAAGAAGAAGGAAAAGGACUCCUCCUCUUCUUCAUCUGAUAGCUCUUCCUCAGAUAGCGAAGAUGACAAGAAGAAAAAGAAGAAGAAGAAGAAGGAUAAGGAUUCCAGCUCUUCCUCCUCUGGUAAUGAAGAUGACAAGAAGAAAAAGAAGAAGAAGAAAAAGAAGAAGAAGAAGAAGGCCAGCUCUUCUGACGAUGGCUCCUCUUCUUCCUCCUCUUCCUCUGAUAGUGACGAUGACAAGAAGAAGAAGAAAAAGAAAGAUAAGAAGAAGAAGAAGGAUAAGAAGAAGAAGGAUUCUUCUUCUGAAUCGUCCAGCGAUUCUUCUAGUGAUGACGAUAAGAAGAAAAAGAAGAAGAAGGAUAAGAAGAAAAAGAAAGACAAGAAGAAGGACUCUGAUUCUUCUAGCAGUGAUGAUGACAAGAAGAAGAAAAAGAAGAAGGACAAAAAGAAGGACUCGAGCUCCGGUCCAUCGGGUUCAUCUGAUGGUUGCAGUGGCAGUGACAAGGAGAAUAAAAAGGACAAGAAGGACAAGAAGAAGAAGAAGAAAAAGAGUUCUGGCUCAUCAGGAAGUGAAACUGACAAGAAGAAAAAGAGUGCAAGCCCUGAUGGCGAGCAAAGCGGCGAGCCAAAAACAGAAGUUUCAGGAUCAGGUGGCGGCGGACUUUCACCCAGUGGCAGCUGCUCUAAGCCUGGUGCUGCUCCUGGCACUGCUACUGUCGUCUCCUUCGUGCCACUCCCCUCCAAGCCUGUUGUGAAGCUGGAUCCUCUUAGUACUUCAGCUUUCUCCAAGCCCUCUGUCCCUGGUUCCUCUGCUCCUGGUUCCUCUGUCCCUGGCUCCUAUGUUACUGGCUCCUAUGUUCCUGGUUCCUCUUUCACUGGUUCCUCUGUCUCCAAGCCCUCUGUUCCUGGUUCCUCUUUCACUGGUUCCUCUGUCUCCAAGCCCUCUGUCCAUGGCUCCUCUGUCCAUGGCUCCUAUGUCCCUGGGUCCUCUGUCCAUGGCUCCUCUGUCCCUGGCUCCUCUGUCCAUGGCUCCUAUGUCCCUGGCUCCUCUGUCCAUGGCUCCUAUGUCCCUGGCUCCUCUGUCCAUGUCUCCUCUGUCCAUAGCUCCUAUGUCCCUGGCUCCACACUGAAUUUUGGAGAUAGGGCCCCCAAUCGCAGACCUCCCAGCCCCAUGGAAUCACUGAUGGGGAGCCCACGGAGGUAUGGAGAGGGAGGGACCCGUUCCACCUCCCAUCUCACCUCUAGUGACCUAUUGAAAGGCCCCAAGCCUUAGCAAUAAUGAGAUGUCAUAGAUCAAAGUACAUGUUACAGAUAUUUUUUAAAAGCACAGCUUAUAUGACACUGGAGGAUGUUGAACGUUAUGAUGAGAUAACCUAACGAUACCCUGAUUUCAUGCAAGAAAAAUAUGAUGACUCAUCUGGUGGAAAACAGAGGUUACUGUGUAAAGACGCAUUGUGUCACGAUGGAAAUGUUCAAGUUGAGGAAUAUAAUUAUACCAUUAAAGAAAUGAUGAUUGUAUUUUUUAUUAAUAAAAAGCACAUUUGUGGAUUUUUUUUCACAAUCACAUGAAAAAAUACAAUGAAAA